UCCUUCCACUAAACUAGACACAAGAUGUUGGUUGAGUUUCUUGGUAGUGGAAUACAGGGGAGGUAUGGGGGAUUUCUGCCUAAUGGCUGUAAUAGUGUUUAAUGGAAAACUGACGUCCUACACAUUCAGUUCCCCAAUGAACAGGGUAUAAAUGAAACGCUGUGAUCACAAUCAAUCACAGCAAGGAGAGAAGAGAAGUUCAGCAUCACCAGCAUCAUCAUCCUCAUCAUCCAUACAACAUCAUGAAGACUCUCCGCGUCAUCCUGGGGCUGUUGUUGCUCUGCGUCUGCUGCUGCGAUGCCAUACCUGAAGGUUUGAGAAGCACAGUACCUACAAAGUGCUGCUUCAAAUUUUCUGAGAAACAACUUCCAGAAAGACUUGUGAUGAACAUAAUCGAGACCGACAGCUCCUGUCCACACAUGGCUUUCUUAGUUAAGACCAUAAGAGGAAGAGAGAUCUGCUUUAAGCAGAGUUUUAAGUAUGCUAAGGAACUCUAUAAUAACCGGCACAACAACAAGGAGGGCAGCGGCCAAUAGCCCUGAAGAGGAUAUGUAAUAUUUAAUAUUUUAAUGGAUGAUGAUGAACAUAUAUCGAUUUAAUCAGAUGUAAUGCUGGUUAUGUGCUUCUCUAAGUAAAGUGUGUAUUGUUUGAACAAGAAAUUAUGUUUUGUUUAUGUUUUUGUCUUUACCAACCUCUGAUUUAAAAAAUACAUGUGAGACCUUACUGUAGCUGCUGUAAGCAAAUAAAACGUUUAAGUUAAGUA
Molecule: messenger RNA, 763 nt
Organism: Labrus bergylta (ballan wrasse)
Lineage: Eukaryota; Metazoa; Chordata; Actinopteri; Labriformes; Labridae
Source: RefSeq, a predicted model, not a curated record